AGUCAGUAGCUACGUUACCCAAUUCCCUCCAACCAUACUCUCGCGAGACUGCGCGAGGAGGGCACAAGUUGGAGGAAACAUGGCGACGUCUAAUUUGUUAAAGAAUAAAGGCUCCUUGCAGUUUGAGGACAAGUGGGACUUGAUGAGGCCCAUUGUUCUCAAGCUGCUGAGACAGGAGGCUGUCACCAAGCAGCAGUGGUUUGACCUCUUCUCAGACGUCCAUGCUGUGUGUCUGUGGGAUGAUAAGGGCCCAGCUAAGAUCCACCAGGCCCUCAAAGAAGACAUCCUAGACUUCAUCAAACAAGCUCAGAAUCGUGUGUUGAGUCACCAGGAUGACACAGCGUUGCUGAAGGCCUACAUUGUGGAGUGGCGAAAGUUCUUCACGCAGUGUGACAUCCUGCCCAAACCCUUCUGUCAGCUGGAGAUCACACUGAUGGGGAAGCAGGGCAGCAACAAGAAGUCUAACGUUGAGGACAGCAUUGUACGCAAGUUGAUGUUGGACACAUGGAACGAGUCAAUCUUCUCCAACAUAAAGAGCCGUCUUCAGGACAGUGCUAUGAAGCUGGUUCAUGCUGAGAGGCUGGGAGAGGCUUUUGACUCCCAGCUGGUUAUAGGAGUACGAGAAUCAUACGUCAACCUGUGCUCUAACCCUGAAGACAAGCUCCAGAUCUACAGAGAUAACUUUGAGAAGGCCUACCUGGACUCAACUGAGAGGUUCUACAGAACACAGGCCCCAUCAUACCUACAGCAGAACGGAGUCCAGAACUACAUGAAAUAUGCAGACACAAAGCUAAGAGAAGAGGAGAAGAGGGCAGUUCGAUACCUUGAGACUCGUCGUGAAUGUAACUCUGUCCAAGCUCUGAUGGAAUGUUGUGUGAACGCUCUGGUGACGUCGUUUAAAGAAACCAUCCUGGCUGAAUGUCCCGGCAUGAUCAAACGCAACGAGACAGACAAGCUCCACCUGAUGUUUUCCCUGAUGGAUAAGGUUCCUAGUGGGAUAGAGCCCAUGCUGAAAGAUCUGGAGGAUCACAUCAUGAACGCUGGGCUGGCUGAUAUGGUGGCUGCUGCAGAGACUAUCACUUCUGACUCUGAGAAGUACGUGGAGCAGCUGCUGACAUUGUUUAACCGUUUCAGUAAACUGGUGAAGGAGGCUUUUCAGGAUGACCCUCGAUUCCUCACCGCCAGAGACAAGGCCUACAAAGCUGUGGUGAACGAUGCCACCAUUUUUAAACUGGAGCUGCCACUCAAACAGAAAGGGGUAGGUCUGAAGACCCAGCCAGAGUCGAAGUGUCCAGAGCUGCUAGCUAACUACUGUGACAUGCUGCUGAGGAAAACAACCCUGAGCAAGAAACUCACAUCAGAGGAGAUAGAACUCAAACUCAAAGAAGUGUUGCUGGUAUUGAAGUAUGUUCAGAAUAAGGAUGUGUUUAUGAGGUACCAUAAAGCCCACCUGACCAGAAGACUGAUCCUGGACAUCUCAGCCGACAGCGAAAUAGAAGAGAACAUGGUGGAGUGGCUCAGGGAGGUGGGGAUGCCUGCAGACUAUGUGAAUAAGCUGGCGAGGAUGUUCCAGGACAUUAAAGUAUCGGAUGAUCUCAACCAGGUCUUCAAGGAGAUGCACAAACACAACAAGCUGGCUUUACCAGCUGACAGUGUGAAUAUAAAGAUCCUGAAUGCGGGUGCUUGGUCGAGGAGCAGUGAGAAGGUGUUUGUGUCUCUGCCUACUGAGCUGGAGGAUCUGAUCCCAGAGGUAGAAGACUUCUACAAGAGAAACCACAGCGGAAGGAAACUACACUGGCACCACCUCAUGUCCAAUGGCAUCAUCACCUUCAAGAACGAAAUGGGUCAUUAUGACCUGGAGGUCACAACCUUUCAGCUGGCUGUCCUAUUUGCCUGGAACCAGCGGCCGCGGGAGCGAAUCAGCUUCGAGAACCUUAAAUUGGCCACCGAGCUUCCCGAUGCUGAGCUACGACGCACACUCUGGUCUCUGGUAGCGUUCCCUAAGCUGAAGAGACAGGUGUUGUCCUAUGAGCCUUCAGUCUCCUCCCCUAAAGACUUCACAGACAGCACCCUGUUCUAUGUCAACCAGGACUUCUCUCUCAUUAAAAACUCCAAGGUCCAAAAAAGGGGCAAGAUUAAUCUGAUUGGUCGAUUGCAGCUGACCACAGAGCGAAUGAGAGAGGAGGAGAAUGAGGGCAUCGUCCAGCUGAGAAUAUUAAGAACCCAGGAGGCCAUCAUCCAGAUUAUGAAGAUGAGGAAGAGGAUCAGUAACGCUCAGCUACAGACAGAACUGGUAGAGAUCCUCAAGAACAUGUUCCUGCCCCAGAAGAAGAUGAUCAAGGAACAGAUUGAGUGGCUCAUCGAACACAAAUACAUCAAACGGGACGAGACAGACAUCAACACCUUUAUCUACAUGGCAUAGAACCCCUUUACCUGGAUUGGAACCACCUACCUACCGCUUGACCUGGCUGGGCCCUCGCUGCAGCAGAAGGAAGAAGAAAUGCAGUAAGAGGAGGAAGGAGGAGGGGUUGUUUCAAAAGAAGAGGAAGGAGAAUAUCUCUGCGGCCUGGGGGGGGGGUUGGUUGGAGGGUUGGUUGGCUGGCUGGCUGUAUGAGAUAGAUGGUGUAGUCUUCAGACUGUGGUGCCCCUCGGGGUCCAGGAGGAGAAGGACAGGAGGACAGUGGGGCUGACUGACAGUCUCAGUAUCACAGUAGAGACAUUAUUAAAUAAAUAAACUCUCCCUGCCUUACCCUCCUUACGCAGUCCGCACAGAGACAGACAGGAGGACUAGUGGUCUAUAUCAUUAUGGAGUAGACACAGAGAGGAGUGUAUUUUGCCAAACGUACUGUGUGUGUCUAUGUAUAUGUGUGUCUGCACCUUGACAGCUUGUUGCUCUGUGGAAGUCUUGCAAUCACCUGAGGACCCAUCGCGCGUGCGUGUGUGAGUAUCUCACCCCCCCCAACUGCCACACCCCUCAGAGAGGAUCAUGACUCCUCACAUAUCAGCCAGUCGCUGGGUGAGAACAAACGAGAACAUCAGCACUUUUCUGUGUUUCAGUGUGUCUGAAUGGCUUUAUAUAUCAAUUUCAUUCUACUUUUCAAUGCUCAUCAUUAUUUCUAUGAACACUUGUGUGUUGUGUCUCUCGUUAAAUGCUGCACAGCGUCAUCCAAUCGAUCGAAGUCACAAAGCUCUCUAGCGAUCUUUGAUUCUUCUCUCUCCCCCACCUAUAGCCAGUGCAGGACAGGACAUGACAGGUGUGUUAUUGUCAGACCAUGAGGGGGUGUCAUGACUGGUCAUGACCCAGGUUUCUUCCCAAAUGCCACCCUAUUCCCUAGGUACUGCAUUACUUUUGACCAGAGCUCUAUGGGUUAAAAAAGUAGCUUAUGUUCCCUAUAUACACUGCUCAAAAAAAUAAAGGGAACACUAAAAUAACACAUCCUAGAUCUGAAUGAAUGAAAUAUUCUUAUUAAAUACUUUUUUCUUUACAUAGUUGAAUGUGCUGACAACAAAAUCACACAUUAUCAAUGGAAAUCAAAUUUAUCAACCCAUGGAGGUCUGGAUUUGGAGUCACACUCAAAAUUCAAGUGGAAAACCACACUACAGACUGAUCCAACUUUGAUGUAAUGUCAAAAUGAGGCUCAGUAGUGUGUGUGGCCUCCAUGUGCCUGUAUGACCUCCCUACAACACCUGGGCAUGCUCCUGAUGAGGUGGCGGAUGGUCUCCUGAGGGAUCUCCUCCCAGACCUGGACUAAAGCAUCCGCCAACUCCUGGACAGUCUGUGGUGCAACAUGGCAUUGGUGGAUGGAGCGAGACAUGAUGUCCCAGAUGUGCUCAAUUGGAUUCAGGUCUGGGGAACGGGCGGGCCAGUCCAUAGCAUCAAUGCUUUCCUCUUGCAGGAACUGCUGACACACUGCAGCCACAUGAGGUCUAGCAUUGUCUUGCAUUAGGAGGAACCCAGGGCCAACCACACCAGCAUAUGGUCUCACAAGGGGUCUGAGGAUCUCAUCUCGGUACCUAAUGGCAGUCAGGCUACCUCUGGCGAGCACAUGGAGGGCUAUGCAGCCCCCCAAAGAAAUACCACCCCACACCAUGACUGACCCACCGCCAAACCGGUCAUGCUGGAGGAUGUUGCAGGCAGCAGAACGUUCUCCACGGCGUCUCCAGACUGUCACGUGCUCAGUGUGAACCUGCUUUCCUCUGUGAAGAGCACAGGGCGCCAGUGGCGAAUUUGCCAAUCUUGGUGUUCUCUGGCAAAUGCCAAACGUCCUGCACGGUGUUGGGCUGUAAGCACAACCCCCACCUGUGGACGUCGGGCCCUCAUACCACCCUCAUGGAGUCUGUUUCUGACCGUUUGAGCAGACACAUGUACAUUUGUGGCCUGCUGGAGGUCAUUUUGCAGGGCUCUGGCAGUGCUCCUACUGCUCCUCCUUGCACAAAGGCGGAGGUAGCGGUCCUGCUGCUGGGUUGUUGCCCUCCUACGGCCUCCUCCACGUCUCCUGAUGUAUUGUCAAUCAGUGUUGCUUCCUAAGUGGACAGUUUGAUUUCACAGAAGUGUGAUUGACUUGGAGUUACAUUGUGUUUUUUUGAGCAGUGUAGGAAAAUAUAUAUAUAUAUUCCCUACUAAGGGAAAAAUAUUUGAUAUCCUAUAUAUGGAAUAGGGUGCCCCAGUAAAAUCCCUCCAGUGCAAUAGCUAGACAGCCCCUCCUACUAGAGCACUUCCUGUGAUGAGGUCAUGUUGCUAAAGCAACGGCACUGCAGUGUUGCUAUUAAUGUACCCUACCCACAACCUUUUACAGAAGACUGUGUGUUGCAGUAUGAUAUGAGUGGGGAGGGUGAUGAUAGAAGGAAAAAAAAUGUGUUGCUGUCGAGUGUUUGUAUGCGAGUGUUUGAUAAAUAGGUUCGGUCUGUAGCGGGCUACUAGGUGUACAUAGCCACUUAUUGAUUUGGAGUAAUGUUACAUGAUUAAAUGAAUGAGACGACUUAAUAACACUAUCCCGCUUUUACUCUUUUUAGUUUGAGUUUUACUUCUGGCAUUGGGAUAAUGUUGUACUGUGGGAUAUUACAGUGCACCCCAAAAGGCAUCCUAUUCCCUAUAUAGUGCACCACUUUUGACCAGGACCUAUAAGGCUCUGGUCAAAAGUUGUGCACUAUGUAGGGAAUAUGGUGCCAUUUGGGACGCAACCUAGGUGUCAAUGUCCUCUUUUCUCUCACUCUGAUUUUAAUGCAACCACAUUGUCUUGAGGUGUCUAAAUUGAUUCCAAAGUGAUUGUCAGAUGAUGGAAACAUUACUUGGGAUUUAGCAGUUAUGAAUUGUUUGAUCAUGAUGUCAUGGCUUUAUUUCACACACACUACAUACCUACGCAGCACCGUAUAGUCCACCAUUCUACAGUGGAGGACACCUAUGAGAAACACACGUACACACAAUGACUAUUGACAAAACAGUUAAUAGUUUAUUCUACCGGGUAAUGUCAUGUGUGGAUAACUACUACCUGUCAACUGGCAAUAAGAGGCUCUCCUCCACGUCAACUUUAGAACAGUUACUCUGAAGGAUAUCUGUCUUUGUGAAUAAAAAGUGUGUGUUUAUCAUUAUUGACAGUUUUAUGUGGUGAUAUCGUCCACUGAAUGACAUUGUGUCCAGCAGGCCCAGGUUUUAGUAACGUUGUUUCUUUUUCAUGUCUUCCUUCCCUGGUAUCUGACAUUAAUGGUUACGCAUCACUGCUGUAGUUGUUGCAUCAAAACAACCUAGAGAAGAAGUCUUUGUCCCAAAUGACACCCUAUUUCCUAUUUAGUGCACUACUUUUGAACAAGGCCCAUAGGGCUCUGUUCAAAAGUAGUGCACUAUAUAAGGAAUAAGGUAUCAUUUGGGGAUGUAGGCAAAGUGUUAUUACAUUUUAGUAAUUUAGCACACUCAAUUAGCGCAUUCUUAAGAUAUGUUAUCAGAGUAAUGUACUUAAUGUAACUCCGUCUGAUACACUUAGCUAUUCUCUAGAUUUUAGCCAUGUUCAACAAUGUUUUAAGAUGACACAACUUAGGUAACUUUAUGAGUAACAACAAAUAAACAGUAUUAAACAAUGACAUACUCAAUUUUUGUUGUAACAAUUCAUGUUUUUCGCUGCACAGAAAUGUCAGAGCAACUCUUAUUGUGUUAUGAGACUGACAUCUUGCUUCAGUUUGUGUUUAAGUGUUUGUGAUGAUGGUAAACAGAUGGGUAAUCAUAAGACCCGUAUCUCUUCCUCUUCUUCCCUACUUGCAUAUCUGGAGCCUUGAGUGGAAACUUGAAAACUAAGUUUUAUCAAUCAUAACAUUACCAGAUUAAUGUGACCCUACUUUGAGUAAAGAUAUAAUGCUGUACAUUGUUUGAAUGCGAGUAUUCUGGCUGUUGGACUCAACUACUUAGAUGUGCUGCAUUAUUAUAAUUUUUUGGUUUGUGACUUUGAGCUAUUUUUUGUAUAAUUUAUUUCCUGGCAAAUAAAAACUGUACUGUAAAGAGAGA
Molecule: messenger RNA, 6493 nt
Organism: Oncorhynchus kisutch (coho salmon)
Lineage: Eukaryota; Metazoa; Chordata; Actinopteri; Salmoniformes; Salmonidae
Product: cullin-5
Exons: 19
Coding region: 80-2422 (780 amino acids)
Biological process (GO): ubiquitin-dependent protein catabolic process
Cellular component (GO): cullin-RING ubiquitin ligase complex
Molecular function (GO): ubiquitin protein ligase binding
Source: RefSeq, a predicted model, not a curated record